This is a messenger RNA of Glycine soja, 2226 nucleotides long. RefSeq names its product LEAF RUST 10 DISEASE-RESISTANCE LOCUS RECEPTOR-LIKE PROTEIN KINASE-like 2.4. Lineage: Eukaryota; Viridiplantae; Streptophyta; Magnoliopsida; Fabales; Fabaceae. The record is from RefSeq and is a predicted model, not a curated record. The transcript has 2 exons. Bases 187 to 2079 code for a protein of 630 amino acids. Gene Ontology annotation, molecular function: protein kinase activity; ATP binding. Gene Ontology annotation, biological process: protein phosphorylation.
AAGCUAGAUUCAGUUGUUUAUUUGACUAAGCCUUCCAUACUCAUACUUCAAGUCAACAUGCGUAUUAAACAGUUCAUACGGGCACGCCAUCGCGACUGUUUAAAACAAUUAAGAGACUCAGCGCUCAUAACUAACUUACACUAAAACGUUUAUUAACUCAUAGACGUACUGGUUGAUUCAGGAAGGAUGAGUUCAGUUUAUGAAUUAGUAUUAUUGCUUUUAUUUUGUGGCCUUAUGCCACUUGUCUUGGCGGCUGGGAACCAAGCAGAGUGUCCACCUUCGUUUCCAUGUGGAUAUCUUGACAAUAUCAGUUUCCCAUUCACUCUAACUGAACGCCCCGACUGUGGCUUAUUGCCCAUUAGCAAUUGUGAUGAUCUACUUAAGCCCAAAAUGAUCCAAUUACACAAAAAGGGAGUAUCGUUUCAGCUUGUACGUGUUGCUCAGCUUUUCAGUAGUCCUACUACUCCUCUCACAACUUUUCAAUUUAGAGACACAAAUCUCUAUGACCUUCUGCAGAACGAAAGUUGUGAAGCUUUCAGAAACAAUUAUACUCUUCCUUUUCCUCACAGCUUUCACUUUGCUUCUUUUCAUCUCCAAUACAACACAACUCUGUUCAGGUGCAACCGCAGCCUCCAUGUCAGCCCUCCCACAAGCAUGCAUAAUUAUACAAAGUGCGCUGAUUACGAUCUCUACUACAAUAACACCUCCUACAAUAACAUCUCCAGAGCUGCAGAUGCGUCUUUGAGAGCAUGUACAAAGGUCCUGCUUCCAAUUAAAGACGCGCCUGACGCUAACAACCCAUUCACAUUCGCAACUGCAGAUAUCUUGACUAAAGUAGAAUUAACUGGUGAAUGUGCAGAUUGCCACUAUCGCAGAGGAGGGCAGUGUCAACUUGACAGCAGAGAGAUAUUUUUUUGUGCCACUGCCAAUAGUACCUUUACGAUAAUAGGCCUUGUAGUAGUGGUGGCAUUAGUAGCUGUAGUUCUGCUGAUGGUCUUGGCUUGCAGCUUUAGAAAAAAGAUCUUUUGCAUGGAGAAUCCAACCCAUCGGAUAAUUGAAGGGUUUUUGAAGGAACAUGGACCCCUUCCUACAACUAGGUACAGUUAUUCAGAGGUUAAGAAAAUGACCAAUUCUUUUAGAAACAAAUUAGGCCAAGGGGGAUUUGGUAGUGUAUACAAAGGGAAGUUACAUGAUGGUCAAGUUGUUGCGGUGAAGAUUUUAAAUAAAUCAGAGGGCAACGGAGAAGAAUUCUUCAAUGAAGUUGCAAGUAUUAGUAAGACUUCACAUGUUAACAUUGUUAGACUUUUGGGAUUUUGUUUAGAUAGUUCUAAACAGGCUCUAAUAUACGAGUUUAUGCCUAAUGGAUCUCUUGACAAGUUUAUAUAUGAAGAGAAAAAUCCACCAGGGGUUGCUCGCCAAUUGGAUUGCAAACUAUUGUAUGAUAUUGCAAUUGGCAUUGCUCGUGGAUUAGAGUACUUACACAGAGGUUGCAACACUAGAAUCUUGCAUUUUGACAUAAAACCUCACAACAUACUACUAGAUGAGGAUUUCAGCCCAAAAAUUUCAGAUUUUGGACUUGCAAAACUAUGUCCGAGAAAAGAAAGUGUCGUAUCAAUAUUGGGUGCAAGGGGAACCGCAGGUUAUAUUGCUCCAGAAGUUUUUUCCAGGAAUUUUGGUGCAGUAUCUCAUAAGUCAGAUGUCUACAGUUAUGGGAUAAUGGUCCUAGAAAUGGUCGGAAUGAGAUAUAAUUCUAAGGCUGAAGUAAACUGCUCGAGUGAAAUAUAUUUUCCUCAUUGGAUUUACACUCAUCUUGAAUCAGAUCAGGAACUUGGUUUACAAAAUAUAAGAAAUGAAAGUGAUGACAAAAUGGUGAGAAAGAUGACAAUAGUGGGCUUAUGGUGUAUACAAACUUACCCUCCAACUCGACCAGCCAUAAGUAGAGUGGUGGAAAUGCUAGAAAGUGAAGUUGAGUUAUUGCAAAUUCCACCUAAACCUACUUUUUCUUCUUCUGCAACCCCUCCAGCCCAUUUUUCAAGUGAGACAAAUGAUAAUGUAAUUAAUGAGAAUACUAGUGUGUAGUCUAUGUUGUAGUACAUUGCAUUCAUAACUAGUAUAUUUUGCUUUUAGUUUAACCUCAUAAAUUGCUGUGUAAAUGUAUUGUAACGUGUAAGGCCACUUCAGAAGACUUCAUAACUACCCAUUUAUUGACUUAAUAUUUGCUUUUGA